AUGGAGAACAAUGAGAGGACUAUGGGGGUAGAGCACCCAUCAACGGUGGAAAGCAUGAACAGACUUGUGUCAACUUAUUGGCACCGGAACCAAUUGCAGGAGGCCGGUAAACUUUUAGAUCAAGUUCUGGUUAGAGAUGCGAAGCUCGGCGAGAAUCAUCCCUAUGCAUGGACAAACAUGAGCAACAUGGCGCAGGGGAGCUGGGUCGAGGCUCUGAAGCUUGAUCUAAAGUUUUUGAGAGUGCUACCGCCAACGCAUAACUCGCUGUUACAUUGGAAAAUGAGACUCACUUCAACGUAUCGAGACCAAGGAAAGCUAGAGCCUGCCGAACAACUUGGACUAGAGGUCGUCACUACUUGUCAAGCUUCCCUUGGUACAAAUCACCCUGUGAGGCUCACCUCUCUGGAAAAUCUUACAUCUACAUAUCGAAAUCAAGGUCGAUUGUCAGAUGCCGAGGAUCUUGGAAAGGAGGCAGUGAGAAUUUGCGAGAUCGUACACGGCGAGACACAUGUGGAAACCCUUAUAGAUCAAGGCCAUCUAGAAGAGGCUAUGGAUCUUGGAGAAAACGCACUAAGGAGGAUGGAGGCUAGUCUGGACCGUCACAUGGGUGUCCCUAUGGCCGAUCUCGCAGUGACAUAUCAUAUGCUACAAUUACUGCCCGAUGCUGAAGCUUUAACAUCCCGGGCUUUGCACUUAAUGGAAGAGACCCUUGGCGAAGACGACCCACACACCAUCUACGCCAUGGCCAAUCUCAGCAUCAUAUGUAAAUCACAGAACAAGUUGGAUGCUGCGAAAGAUUUGCAGAGACGGUGUACACCCGCCGAGAAAGGAUUUUUGAGAAGGAUUAUCCUGAAACCGUUGCAGCGCUGGGGGAUUUGA
Messenger RNA from Penicillium concentricum, 879 nucleotides. RefSeq lists its product as uncharacterized. Gene Ontology annotation, molecular function: protein binding. Bases 1 to 879 code for a protein of 292 amino acids. NCBI's taxonomy places the organism in Eukaryota, Fungi, Ascomycota, Eurotiomycetes, Eurotiales, Aspergillaceae. The record is from RefSeq and is a predicted model, not a curated record. The transcript has 3 exons.